AUGAUCGUGAGAGGCAACCCAAUUAAAUUCCAUGUCGAUUGCGGGGCAACGGUAAACGUGUUACCUAUGAAGUACUUAGCGGGUGAAAACAUCGAACCGACAGAUAGAACUCUACAGAUGUGGAACAAGACAGAAUUAAAGCCAAAGGGAACUUGCCGUCUUACAAUAAGAAAUCCGAAAAAUGAUAAGAAAUAUUCCGUAGAAUUUAUGGCAGUUCAAGAGAAUUUGACACCAUUACUCGGGGCUAAAGCGAUUCAACGCAUGGGAAUUGUCGAAAUACAUAAUGAGAACUUUGAACAAGUAGCCCAGGUAAAUACAGGAAUCAAAGACACAACAAGUAAACAGUCAACAACGACAGUGAUGAACCGAAUAAUUGAAGAAUUUGCAGACGUGUUCGAAGGAGAAGUGGGUACGCUAGAAGGAGAACAACAUCUCGAAGUAGAUCCAACGGUACAACCGACGACAGCGCCAUCAAGACGAGUGCCAUUUGCCGUAAAAGCGAAGAUGAAAGACGAGUUAAUGCGACUAACAAAUCUUGAGGUUAUACAGCCAGUUGAUGAACCCACAGACUGGGUCAGCAAUAUGGUCGUGGCAACAAAACCAUCUGGUGAACUACGCAUCUGCAUCGAUCCAAAACAGCUGAAUAAGGCCCUCAAACGUGAGAGGUAUCCCAUACCAGUCAUUGAAGAUGUGACGCCAGUCUUGCCAGAUAUAGCCAAAGCCAAAGUUUUUACAAAGAUAGACGCGCGGAAUGGCUAUUGGCACGUCAUGUUGGACGAAGAGUCCAGUAGGUUGACGACAUUUGACACGCCGUUCGGGAGAUAUCGUUGGAAACGGUUACCGUUCGGGAUCAGCGUUGCAGCAGAGAUCUUUCAGAAAAGGAUCCACCAAGCCUUAGAACGACUAGAAGGAGUGCUCACCAUACAUGAUGACAUGGUGAUAUACGGAGUAGGUGACACCAUUGAAGAAGCAACAAUCGAUCAUAAUAGCAAAUUAAUGAACUUUCUCACAACAUGUAGGGAAAAGGGGGCGAAGCUCAACAGAAGAAAGUUGGAGUUAUGUUGUACAGAGAUUCCAUUUAUGGGUCAUCUCGUAACCUCUGAAGGGUUGAAAGCAGAUCCAGAUAAAAUCGACGCUAUAGUUAACAUGCCCAAACCUACAGCCGUAAAGGACGUACGAAGAUUAUGUGGAUUUAUCAAUUAUCUGGCAAAGCUCAUGCCACAUUUAUCCGAUGUGAUGGAGCCACUACGACAGCUUACACAUAAAGAAGCAGAAUGGAAAUGGAUGCAUGAGCACAACGCUGCCUUUGAAAAGAUCAAACGUAUGGUGGUUGCAACACCGGUGCUGAAGUACUACAACCCUGACGAAGA
Messenger RNA from Paramuricea clavata, 1370 nucleotides. The record is from the annotation of a GenBank genome assembly. NCBI's taxonomy places the organism in Eukaryota, Metazoa, Cnidaria, Anthozoa, Malacalcyonacea, Plexauridae.